CAGCCAUAUAUAGCAUUCAGGUUGGCAAUUGGGCUGCCGUUGGUCCUCCGUGGUUGGCGAGCCGCUCUAAUCACUGUACGACGCGACGAUAUAACUCGGUAGGGCUGGGCCUUCUUUCGCGUGCUCCUCCCUUGCGGAACCGGUCGAGCGCACCAGUUAUCUCGGCCCUGCUGCCACGGUGUCCUCCGGAGACACCUGCAAGUUGCCGGUCGAUGAGCGCAUUACACUUGCGGGCGCAUUUUUGAAGCUGAGCCCGCUCGCAUCCCGAUGAGACAUCGCCAACGGUAGCCCCCAGUGGCGCGUGCGUCGACAAUGGCCCCAUUUUCAGUAUUGAGGAGAACUCCUCGCGGUCGAAAUGACCGCGAGUCGCGAAACGACAGAAAUGACGUCAAGACGGCCGAUGACACGCCACAGGAAGAUGGGCGACGCGAUGGAAGCACGGCGGUCGGCAGGCCAAAGGAUGCAGGUGAUGGCAAUGAGACGGCGGAAACCAAGGGGCGUCGAGGCCUCAACAGAGAGCUCUUGCAUAACCUCCGGAGUCGACUUACAGGAAACCAGCGGCUUGCCGCUCGUCAGCCAGUCUCCUCCUCACGAGCUCCGCUCGGGCAGGACGCAACAACAACGGUCUCGGAGACGUCGACGCCACUCUCCCCGCGUGCUCCCGUUAACGCGAACAAACCGCUUCCGUCGCCGCCGCCGCCGGGCAGCGAGCAGACUCGGGACCCGCCGGCGAGGCCCGUCCUCAAGUUGGCCCGCAUCAUGGCGACGCUGACCGACUCCGAGAUCGAGAAGCUCUUCUCAGGGGCUCCGCAGUUUUUUGCCCGGUCCGAGGGGCAUUACACGGGAGCGCCGCACCCCUCGGUGGCAUUUCCGUGGGACGAGGAGCUGGAGAUCCGGGAUCUCACUGACCAUACGCAGAUCGAGGACAAGGCUUGGGGAUCUGUGACUGCCUGGCCACACAUCACGCGUGAUGUCAACAGCGAUCGGUCUGCUGCGCAGAGGGCUUCCGAAGAGAAGCGCCGGGCACACUUCCUCCCGCGGUGCCGCGAGCGGCCCAAUAUGCUGAGCAUGGCCGGUCUCGAGAAGGGGAGCGUCGGCUACCAAGCAGCCCUCGAGCUUGCCGUGGCUGAUGCUCUGCAGGAGGAGCAAUGGGGAUUUGAAGGCCUUGCUGGGCGGCUCCCCGCCAUUGUCGAGCAGCGCCGAAAGAUGCUCACGUCAAAAGACGGGCUCCGGCACGUUGAUGAGACGCUCAUAAUGGAGCAGCUCAUCAAGAACGGGCAGCGGUACAACGAGAAGCAUCUGCGCGAGCGGCGGGUCUCGAGCGAACUCUACAACGAGUUGUUCUUGCAAAUCCUCCAUGCACCCACAAAGGUGCUCGACCACCGAGACCCAUACAGCUUGGCGGUUCAGAUCUUGGCCCUCGUCAAGAUCCUUGCUGCGCCAAACAUGUGGAUCGACUUUUCACAGGUAGAGUGGCGCGUCCGGCUCGGCCAGCUGCUUUGGGAGAACCCCGUAGAAGACGACAGCGGAAAAGACAGACCCUCCAACGAGACUGCCGACUCGGCGAGCGAUAUCCACGAGGAGCGGUAUUGGCUGCUUCUGCAGAUUUUGCUGGCUUGCGAACUACUUAUCAGGCUCGACACAAUCACCGAGGGAGAGGAAGCCGGCAUGGAGAGCAUCAGACCUGCCGAAAUCCACAGGUUUGACAAGGAUGCAAACAAGUCGGUCAAAUGGUCACUGAUCCUGGCGCGGGUGUGGCUCGAGAAUAUUGAAGUUGUCAAAACCGAGGCGGCCGAGCCAACGAACAGCGAGGAGAAACCCUCAGGGUGGUUGGCGACCCUGACGAAGCGCAUGUCCCUUGGCCGCGAUCACGGCUCGCAUGGCCACCACAGCCGUGGUCCGGUAUAUGCGAUAAGGGGGAAGCAUGUUCAGCGCCAGGUUGACGGCCUGGCCCAUUUUGCUAGUCGGCUGCGCUGGCCUGGUGCCGAUCCCUACGUCUUGAAGAUAUCCGAUAACUGCCGCUCUGUGGUGGAAGGCACUCCGCUAAGCACGCCGCUGGCCAGCCCGAGCACCCGGGGUGAAAGCCGUCAUUCGUUCGAUUUUGGCGCCCCAAAGACGGAGACAAGUCCUCGGCGCACUUCGUCCCGCCCGAGGAAGAUCUCAGCGGCCCUGCAUCCAUCAGGGUGGCUCUCGAAGAGCUACGUCUCCGGGCUGAUGCUACCCGGCGAAACGGUCUGCCAUCUCUUGAUGGCAACCUUGUUGGAGAACGACCCCGAAGCUCUGUCGAGAUUAGGUCCCAUGGCUAAUUUUUGCGGCGGAUUCGUCUACUCUGGCAAGAGUUUCUGGAGCACGGCAUGUAUUGUUGGUCGUGUGCUUGCUGCUGGCAAGGGUGCAGUAGAAUGUAUGGGGUGGAUAUCCAGUGACAUCACCCCGCAGGGCCUCGGUGAUGGUUGGGUGGACGUGAGAGCCGAGAAAACGGCCGAGGAUGCAUUUCAGGUUGACAAGAAAGCUCGUCUCUGGGGCAAAAAAGCGAUUGAAAAGGAGUCCAAUGUCCUCGGGGAUGCAGAUCCUUCAUCUGUUCUUCCGGCUGACUUCAUCAUCCCGUUUGAGAAUAUCUACCGGGACAAAACGCCGCCCGUCAUAAACAUUGAGCUGAAAACCUUAAGCCUGAGGGCGCCGGUCGACUUUGUCCACACCUCACCGACCGAAGAUUAUGGAGCCACCUCAGUGUCGGAUGCUAGCCGACCUUCGCCAAUCCACACUUACGCCGCCGCCGUGACAUUUACUGUGACAGAUGUCGAGUCUGGGGAGGUCAAGGAUUACACGUAUAAGUUGGCCAAGGAUAUCAUCUUUGUUACCGCGCACCCUUGCGUCCCCUCGCAGCAUGUGAAGAUCAUGAAAUCACCCUCCAGUCCCACCAUCCGGCAAGUCGACCUCUCCGGCAACAACGUUGCUGGUAAAACAGCUAGCGUCGUUGGCCAUCCCCUACACAAGUACUACACGUACACGGCGUUGCACUUAUCCGAGCUGCUCACCAAGCAAGACUUCUCGCUGGAGUCCCUGCUGGGCAGUUACUCGUCGGCCUCGCACCGGCCCAGUCUGACGCCGGCCCCGAACAGCAGCACGGCCAGGGUGCUCGUUGUUGACUGCAUCACGGGCUUCCAGCCGCAGCCGCAGGAGCACGAGAUCCCGCUGUCGCCGGUCCUCAGCCGCACGGGUAGCAACGCGUCCGCCGCGCCCUCGCCUGCCGUCCCGCCGCCGGGCGGGGAGGAGGGCAGCGUGGCCGGCGCCGGCGGCGGUGAUCGUCUGGCGGGCGCGCUCGAGAGCGCGUCGAAGAAGAUGCACUCGGAGAGUCGGCGGCGGCAGUUCGGGUCGGACAUGGAGAUGCUCGCGAGGGCGUUCUGUGCCGAGAAGGGCUGGAAUGCCCUGAUCAGCCGGCGGAGGAGGGGGUGUUUGGCAUGCGCGAUACGGGAGGCCGGGGCUUUGGGGUGGAAGGUUAUAAUCCGUGUAGAUUAGACGAUGAUCCAACCAAUGUAAGGAUACGAAGCUAGUGCUGGCGAGUGUAUGGCCAAUAUUCGUCCA
Messenger RNA from Thermothielavioides terrestris NRRL 8126, 3582 nucleotides. RefSeq lists its product as uncharacterized. Lineage: Eukaryota; Fungi; Ascomycota; Sordariomycetes; Sordariales; Chaetomiaceae. Bases 313 to 3516 code for a protein of 1067 amino acids. The record is from RefSeq and is a predicted model, not a curated record. The transcript has 5 exons.